GCUAGCGAGAGCUAAGCUAAGUUAAGUUAGGCUAGCUCUCCUGCCGUGUGAUUGGGGAUAAUUGUGUGCUGAGUGGGUUUAUAUAUGGGAUGUGGGUAAUAUCUGAUUUAUGGUAGCAAAGGGGACGUUCGUUUCUUUCCUACCUGUGUUUCUGUUGAUGUACUCUUGAGUUACUAUUAUGAACAUUUUAGUGAUGUACUAUUUUCUUUCUGUUCAUUUCAGAGACCACACACACACACGCACCUGUACCUAAACUUUUAUGUAACACCUGCUCCUCCAACAAGCCUGUUACCUUUGACUGUGUGGAGGCAAUACAAGCGUUUAAAUCAUCCUGGGUGUCUUCGGUGUCUUCUUCCUGAAUCGCCAUCCGGGCCUAGAGUAGUGUUCUGGCCGACACUCCGGGGAGUGGCAGCUGCAAACCGGAAUCAACACCUUACAGUCCUCUCCUUCCGGGUUAUCUACCCAACACUAGUGGUCCUUCGAGCCGGAUGUAAGCUGCUUCUACCCUAACAAGAUGGAUGACAUUCAGAACUUCUCAGCUCUUGGUUACCGGGAGGAAAGUGAAAUAGGAGGUGACACCCGUUCUUCCCACCAUCCGCCAUCUGACCCCUCUGAAUCCCGCUCAUACAGCCAAAUCACACCAAUGAGAGCAGAGUUGGAGGAUGUGCAACGUGAAAGGUUCCUGUUACAGCAAUCACAUGACCAGAUGAGAGCUGGGCUGGCUGAUUUCCAGGCACUUCAUGCUAGUUUGCUGCAGCUGUUGGACCGUGCGGAGAAUCUGCAGCUCAAUCCACCGACCAGAAGCCCUGCUGUUCAUCUCCAGCCACCCCCUACUGAUGAGGAAGAGGACUGGCCUCUACCACCUCCUCCGGUUGCGUUCACGGAGGAACCUGUCCCCAGUCAAAGCCCAGUCACAGACCGCAUCGACACGAUGAUGAAAGAGCUUCAGGCUCUGAAGAGGGAGUCUAUGACUGUACAGGAGGGCCGGAUCAUUCCCCCACCUGAAUCUAAGUCGAGGUUCACGUCUCCUCAGCUAAGGCCCACCUACCCUCCAGCGCCGCCUCCAAGUGGACACCUCCCUCCACUGCAACCACUGCCAGCUCCGACUCCGUCCCCAUCCACUCCUUUCUCUGCCCCCCAGAUGCCUAGAGCCUUUGGCUUGGCUGCGGCCCUGGAUAUGAACUACAGGGGGCCUCGUCCAAGCAUUCCCAAGCUCCCACAUCGUGAUCCAGGAGAAUUCGCCCGACUGAAGAUGGCGCUAGAGAACUUACUGCCCUCGGAGAGUUCAGAGCUCUUCAAGUACCACGUCUUGUUAGAUCACCUCCACUUAAGCCCCAUUCCCACCUGUGGGAAUGGGGCUUUGGAGGAAGCGAAGUUGAUAGCGGACGCUUAUCUCCAUUCUGCCACGCCCUUCAGUGACACUAUGCAUGCUCUUAAUGACCGGCUUGGACAGCCCCAUCAGCUCGCCCUGCGGAGUAUUGCUGCUGUCAUGGACUCACCUGACAUCCGCCCAGGGGAUGCAGUUGCCUUCGAGUGA
Molecule: messenger RNA, 1537 nt
Organism: Nothobranchius furzeri (turquoise killifish)
Lineage: Eukaryota; Metazoa; Chordata; Actinopteri; Cyprinodontiformes; Nothobranchiidae
Source: RefSeq, a predicted model, not a curated record